AUGGAUCCAUCGCUCGUGGGCCGCGGAGGGGGAGGCUCCUUCGCCGCGCUGCCGGUGCUGCAGCGGCUGGGGCUGCACCUGCACGCCCAGCCCCUCCUCUUCGUGCGGCUGCGCCGCCUCUCCAAGGAGAACACGAAGCAGUACGGCCGCUACUUGGGCAAGAUCACGCACUGCCACCCGUCGGCGCGCGCCACCACCGCCGACGAAACCAAGCGGAUGAUGCGCGGCCUCUCCAAGGAGAACACCAAGCAGCUGCGCCGCCUCUCCAAGGAGAACACCAAGCAGUACGGCCGCUACUUGGGCAAGAUCACGCACUGCCACCCGUCGGUCGAGAUGAUGAAGUACCUGACGCCGCUCUCCUUCGACUGCCUCACCUACUCCCUCCUCUCGCACCUCGCCUCGCCCGCAAAGACGCGCCUCAAGGAGGACGGGCUCAACGUCGGGCUGCUGCAGUACAUCACAAACACGCUCAAGUCGGGGCAGUCGUUGCAGCUGCUCGUGCUGCGCGACCUCGCGGGCAUCGACAUGCUCGACGACCUGUCCGAGACCGCGGGCAUCGACAUGCUCGACGACCUGUCCGAGACCGCGGGCAUCGACAUGCUCGACGACCUGUCCGCCGAGCAGCUGCAGGCGAUCUCGCGCAAUCUCGGGUCCAUCUCGCGCAAUCUCGAAUCCAUCUCGGACAGUGCCGGCGGGCGGCGAGACGCUGCGCGCGAGACGCUGCAGCGGCACGGCCUCGUCGCGCCCCUCUUCCUCCUCAUCGCGCAGCAGCGCUCCGCCACGGCCCUCUUCCCUCCCGCCCUCGCCACUCCAAUCAGCCUGACGCUAGCCCUAGUCUUCCUCACAGACUCGCCGCAGCUCAAGCUGGAGACGCUCGAGCAGUUCCAGUCCUUCUGCGGCGCCAACUUCUCCGCCGACGAGCGCGAACUUCUCCGCCGACGAGCGCUGCCCACUGUCGGCGAGCUCUGCGCCGCGUACAAUGUCGAGCCGGAGGGCAAGGAGGCGCCGGCAGAGAAGGCGGCCGCGGACAAGGCGAGGGCGGCGGAGACGCUGGCGGCGCUCGAGGCGAGCCAGGGCUUGCGGACCGUCCUUCCCGAGGGCUGCUGGGACCUGCUCUCGCCGCAGCUGUACGGCACUUUCUGGCGGCUGUCGCUCUACGACAUCCUCUCACUCAAGCUGUUGGGCCACUGGAAGUCGGGCGAGGAGGUCUACCGCAACGAGUGCGCCAAGCUGCCCGGCUUCUCGACCUCCUUCAUCAACCAGCAGGCCAACGCCAAGAAGGCGUCCUACGAGGACUUCGUCAAGGCGGUGGUCUUCAAGUGGUACUGCAAGGUCCUCAAAGCGCUGAUGGCGUGCCUCGACUCCAAGGAGUACAUGGAGGUGGACGUGCUGCGGAGCGAGGAGCGCAAGGACCUGCAGAUCCAGGCGUCGCAGUACUACUCGAUGCUCCAAAAGGCAAAGCCCAAGCUGCUCACGCAAGACCAGUUCUGCUGCGGCGCGCGCGAGCGCGAGGCGAGGGAGCGCGAGCAGCGCGAGCGGCAGCGGCAGACGGCGGACGCCAAGAGCCGCGAGCAGCAAAAGGAGAAGGAGCUGCGCGAAAAGGCGCCCCCCUCCCCCUUUACCCCUUUUGCCCUCGCGCACUAA
This is a messenger RNA of Emiliania huxleyi CCMP1516, 1644 nucleotides long. RefSeq lists its product as hypothetical. Gene Ontology annotation, molecular function: mRNA binding. Gene Ontology annotation, biological process: mRNA export from nucleus; mRNA processing. The coding region runs from base 1 to 1644 and encodes 547 amino acids. The record is from RefSeq and is a predicted model, not a curated record. The transcript has 22 exons. Gene Ontology annotation, cellular component: THO complex part of transcription export complex. Lineage: Eukaryota; Haptophyta; Isochrysidales; Noelaerhabdaceae.